CGCUCUCCUCUCCGCACUCUGCCUGUGAUCCUCCUCAAACCUGGGACCAAAACCUGCUAAGGACAUUCCUGAGGACCACUAAUCUGCUCUGCCCAUGAGCCAUCUUUGGAAUUCACCUGGACACUCACACCUUUCACCUAUUUAACUUCAUUUUCCUUUCUUUUUUUACCGGACUUGAACGACUUUUUUUGUACAUUCCAAAGAUACCGGUCCGGACCGACAUCUAGUAUUUUAUAAAGACGCCAUUUACGUUAUUCCGUUUAUAAUCAUUACAGUUGGGUUGACCAAGUAAGUAGGAAGCUGUAGCACGCGCCUUUUUUCCACCUUCUAGUCUUAAGUAUCCAAACAGAGAACAAUGGCAGGUAUGAACUCUCUGGAAGCUGUGAAGAGAAAGAUUCAGAGUUUGCAGCAGCAGGCCGAUGACGCAGAGGACCGGGCUCAGGUCCUACAGAGAGAACUGGACGGCGAACGGGAGCUCCGAGAAAAAGCAGAGGGUGAUGUCGCAGGUCUUAACCGUAGGAUCCAGCUGGUAGAAGAGGAGUUGGACCGAGCCCAGGAGAGGUUGGCAACAGCACUGCAGAAGCUGGAAGAGGCUGAGAAGGCUGCAGACGAGAGUGAAAGGGGGAUGAAGGUGAUUGAGAAUAGAGCAAUGAAGGAUGAGGAGAAGAUGGAGAUCCAGGAGAUGCAGCUGAAGGAGGCCAAACACAUUGCAGAGGAAGCUGACCGUAAAUACGAGGAGGUGGCUCGUAAGCUGGUGAUCUUGGAGGGGGAGCUGGAGAGGGCGGAGGAGAGAGCUGAAGUAGCCGAAUGUAAAGCCAGCGACCUGGAAGAGGAGUUGAAAAAUGUGACGAACAACCUGAAGUCCUUAGAAGCCCAGGCAGAGAAGUACUCUGAAAAAGAGGACAAAUAUGAGGAGGAGAUCAAAGUCCUGACCGACAAACUGAAGGAGGCUGAAACCCGAGCAGAGUUUGCUGAGAGAUCAGUGGCCAAACUGGAAAAGUCCAUCGAUGACUUGGAAGAGAAACUAUCGUCUGCCAAAGAGGAGAAUCUGGGCAUGCACCAAGUCCUGGACCAGACCCUGCAGGAGCUGAACAGCUUAUAAAUGCCUAGAGAGGAAGAUGGGGAGGAUGAGAUCAUCAUUAACAUUCCAUUAAAAUGUUCAACUCCAUUCCACAUUUCGAGCUGUAAAACCUUCACUCCCCACAGGCUUAACUUAAUGCUCGUCCCUUGAUGUUUUUUUUUUUUCUCCUUUUGUUUCUUGUUUCUUUUUAUUUCUAGCUGAGAUUGCAGAAAAUUCUUUUAGGAAAGUUUUGGACCAAUUAUUUAGAAAGAAGAGAUGAUGGGUUCACUUAAAUAAGCCUACGAUUUGGUCUGUAAUGAACAUAACCUGGCUUAAGUUAACAUCAUACAAGCAUAUAAAUUAUUCCACGGGUAUUUUAGGGAAAUCCUUCAGGUUUAAUUUCUCAGACAUGCAAGUUUUCUUUUUUUUUUCUUUUGAUUUUUAAGUGGGUGCAGCUAAAUAUACAUUACCGUAUGCUCAUCCAUGCCUGAUCUGGAUCUUCCCAAAUCUGCUUGGUUUUAAUCCGCAUCAUGGCUCGCCUGAUGGAAAGGUUUUCACUAAUAAACACACUAUUAAGGGAGAAGCUGCUCCUUCACUUUAAUCUGAUUUACAAUCAACUUCAGAGCAACUCUAACCUGAGAGCAGCGUUUUGGAUGUUCUACAGUACAUGUUUCAUGAGUCUGUAGAGUCGUCAGGCUGCAGAACCUUUCCUACAGUAUCACAACACUUGAGUGAGCUCAACCCAAAACAAACGAAGUUGCAUCUCGUAAACCAUGGAGAACUAUUGUAUAUAGUAGGAGAAUGUUAGGUAUGUGAUAAGCUGUAAUGCUUUGGAUAUUUUUUAUUUGCUUUUUACACCACUUCUUUAUUUUCCAGGGGAAAUGCGUAGACCAAAGAACACAUGACACAGACAAACGGAUCUUUAAAUGUUUUAUUAUAUUUUUUUUGUGACGGUCUCGGCUCAUGUUAAGGCCUUGGAGGGGGGGGUGGGGUAAAAUUUAUGAUCGAGGUCAUUUUACUUUUCUUUUAAUUUCAUUUACCACCCCCUCCAUGUUCAACCUUCAAAAUAAAAUGUUUUACAGAAUUUCGGAUUCA
This is a messenger RNA of Cyprinodon variegatus (sheepshead minnow), 2155 nucleotides long. RefSeq names its product tropomyosin 4 (gene tpm4a). The record is from RefSeq and is a predicted model, not a curated record. Gene Ontology annotation, cellular component: actin filament. Bases 356 to 1102 code for a protein of 248 amino acids. The transcript has 8 exons. Gene Ontology annotation, biological process: muscle contraction; actin filament organization. Gene Ontology annotation, molecular function: actin filament binding. Lineage: Eukaryota; Metazoa; Chordata; Actinopteri; Cyprinodontiformes; Cyprinodontidae.